GUGGACUGGAGCAAUUCGCGGCAUCGCGGUUUGUACGGGUGUUGCGUGCAGUUUGGUUAUAAACAGUAUUUUAUGGAAAAUCGCCUAGACGUUUUAACAUCCAGAACAUAAAGAAGAAGAAGAAGCCGUGUGCCUGACUUCGUGUUGAACCAUGGCAAACGUAUCCCUUGACAAAGAUACGUUUUUUCGGCGCAUGAAGCGCCUGUAUGCUGCGUGGAAGGAUGGAGAAGUGGGCACUGAUGAUAGUUUCAGUAAAAUGGAUUGCCUUGUUUCCGCUGUUGGUACUGAUGAGAAUAUUGUUUACAGCAAGUCCACAGCAUUGCAGACAUGGCUACUCAGUUAUGAGCUUACGGAUACAAUAAUGAUUUUGGCAGAAGAGUCUAUCAGUUUUUUGGCUAGUAAAAAGAAAAUUGAAUUUUUGAGGAAAGUAGAAAAUCAAAAAACUGAGGAUACAGAAGUACCACCUGUAAAAUUGUUUGUGAGGGACAGAAGCGACGAGGACAAAGCAAAUUUUGCAAAACUUAUCGAAGUAAUAAAAGAAAGUAAAAAAGGCAAAACUUUGGGAAUAUUUUCAAGGGAAAAUUAUCCAGGUGCCUUUAUGGAUGCAUGGAGAAUUGCUUUAAAGGCAGAAUCUUUUGAUACAGUCGAUGUAAGUGCUGCAGCUGCUUAUGUCAUGUGUCCAAAAGAAGAUGCUGAAAUACUUACUAUAAAGAAAGCUUGUCUGGUGUCUGUGGAUGUCUUCACUAAAUAUCUCAAGGAUCAAAUAAUGGAGAUCAUAGAUUCAGAUAAGAAAGUUAAGCAUUCAAAAUUAGCGAAAGGUGUCGAUGCAGCGAUUACAAAUAAGAAGUAUGUAUCCGGAGUAGAUAUUACACAAGUGGAUAUGUGUUACCCUGCAAUUAUACAAAGCGGUGGCAAUUACACACUCAAGUUCAGCGUUGUUAGCGAUAAAAACACUCUUCAUUUUGGUGUCAUCGUUUGUUCACUGGGCGCGCGUUACAAAUCCUAUUGUUCAAACAUAGUGAGAACUUUGUUGGUUAAUCCCACAAAAACGAUUGAGGAACAUUACAAUUUUCUGUUACAACUUGAAGAGGAGAUCUUGAAGAAGCUAGUUGCAGGAACAAAGAUAAGCGAGGUGUACGAUACUGGUAUGAAAUACGUGAAAGAUGAAAAGCCAGAAAUGAUGAAUCAUUUAACAAAAAAUUUUGGAUUUGCCAUGGGAAUCGAAUUCAAAGAAAGUUCGUUGCUAUUGGGCCCGAAGACUCAUGCGAUAGCUAAGAAGGGCAUGGUGUUUAAUGUCAAUGUCGGUCUCGCAAACCUCUCUAAUCCGGAUGCAACAGACAAAGAGGGAAAGACGUACGCUCUUUUCAUAGGCGACACUGUUAUCGUAAAUGAAGGACAACCGGCCACCAAUUUAACACCGUCGAAAAAGAAAGUGAAAAACAUAGGCAUAUAUGUAAAGGACGAUGAAGAUGAAGAAGAAGAGGGAAGUGGGAAAGAAAAUGAGCCAAAGCCCGAGAUUCUGGGACGUGGUAAGAGAACAGCCGUGAUAGAAUCUAAACUAAGAACGGAGCACAGCUCGGAAGAAAAAAGAAAGCAGCAUCAAAAGGAGUUAGCUCAGCAAUUGAAUGCAGUUGCCAAAGCUCGGUUGGCGCAACAGUCUGGCGGUAAGGAACAAGAGAAGAUACGUAAGUCGACAGUGUCGUACAAAAGCUUGAGCCAUAUGCCGCGUGAAUCAGAGGUAAAGGAGUUGAAGUUGUAUGUGGAUAAGAAGUACGAAACUGUGAUUCUACCUAUUUUUGGCAUCCCUGUACCCUUCCACAUAUCAACGAUCAAAAACAUCUCGCAGUCGGUAGAAGGAGAUUACACGUAUCUUAGAAUCAACUUUUUCCACCCUGGAGCUACGAUGGGUCGUAACGAAGGUGGAUCUUAUCCUCAGCCUGACGCAACCUUUGUUAAAGAAGUAACAUAUCGAAGCACAAAUACCAAAGAGCCCGGUGAAAUUUCCGCGCCGUCCUCGAACUUGAACACAGCCUUUAGGCUGAUUAAGGAAGUGCAAAAGAAAUUCAAGAAUCGAGAAGCGGAAGAAAGAGAGAAGGAAGAUCUAGUGAAACAGGAUACUCUGAUAUUGUCGCAGAAUAAGGGAAAUCCUAAGUUGAAGGACUUAUACAUUCGGCCGAAUAUCGUAACAAAAAGGAUGACUGGUGGCUUAGAAGCACACGCGAACGGAUUCCGUUAUACAUCAGUCCGCGGAGAUAAAGUGGAUAUUCUUUAUAACAACAUUAAGAAUGCCUUUUUCCAACCAUGCGAUGGUGAAAUGAUUAUAUUGCUUCAUUUUCAUCUAAAACAUGCCAUUAUGUUUGGGAAAAAGAAACACGUGGACGUGCAGUUUUAUACAGAAGUCGGAGAAAUUACCACGGAUUUAGGAAAACAUCAACACAUGCAUGAUCGCGACGAUCUCGCUGCCGAGCAAUCGGAACGAGAGUUGAGGCAUAAAUUGAAAACUGCUUUCAAAAGCUUCUGUGAAAAGGUUGAAGGUAUGACGAAGCAAGAUAUCGAAUUUGACACACCAUUCCGAGAAUUGGGAUUUCCUGGUGCACCGUACAGAAGUACUGUUCUGCUUCAACCAACUAGCGGUUGUUUAGUUAAUCUCACUGAAUGGCCUCCGUUUGUUAUUACGUUGGAAGAUGUCGAAUUGGUCCAUUUUGAAAGAGUACAAUUCCAUCUCAAGAAUUUCGACAUGAUCUUUGUCUUCAAAGAUUAUCACAAAAAGGUAGCGAUGGUUAACGCCAUUCCCAUGAACAUGCUGGAUCAUGUCAAAGAAUGGUUGAACUCGUGCGAUAUUCGUUACUCGGAAGGUGUCCAGUCUCUAAACUGGACGAAGAUUAUGAAGACUAUAACAGAUGAUCCCGAGGGAUUCUUCGAUAGCGGAGGUUGGACAUUUUUAGACCCCGAAAGUGAUGCUGAAAAUGAAGAAGUUGAAGAUGAAGAAGAGGAGGAGGAUGAUGCAUAUGAGCCAUCUGAUUUCGAUACUGAAGAAGAAUCAGAUGACGAUAGCGAAUACUCCGAAGCUUCUGAAGAUUCUGACAGUGAAGAAGAAGAAUUAGGUAGUUCUGAAGAAGAGGGAAAAGACUGGUCAGAUCUGGAACGGGAAGCGGCUGAGGAGGACAAAGAAAGAGGCGAGGAUCGUUUCCGCGACGAUUAUAAUUCCAGUAAAAAGAAGAAAUCAAAUCGAAGGCAAUCCCCAUCUCCUUCGAAAGAUAGGAAUAACUCGAAACACAAAAACUCUUCCAACUCGAAGAGUAAGAGUUCAUCCGGCAACAAGGAUAAACGGUCGGAUAAACACAGAACUGAUCGAUCGCGGAGUGGGGGCUCGCACAAGAAAGCGUCUCCUUCCAAAUCAUCCAAACACAGUCCAAGAAAGAGCGACAAACACGAUAAGAGCAAGUCGCAUUCUUCGUCCAGUAAGAAACGUUCUCGUGAGGAGAGCUCGGAAAGGAACAACAGAGGAUCUAAGAGAUCCAGGAAAUGAGCACGAGAAAUCUGCACAUUUGAAAAGGACUACACAGGAAACCACAACAAAUACCGUGCUAAGUGAAGCUUUCUUACUUAAGACAUAGCGAUUAACUAGCUCAUAAGAACAGUACAUUUUCUUGCAUCGGGCAAAUAAACAGUUUGAGCAUAUUGUGGACGUGCGCAUUCAGUUUUUAUUUGUUUUUUUUUUUUUAGAAUACAGUAAGUUUUACCUAUAAUAAAAAUGAUAUACAAUUAA
This is a messenger RNA of Odontomachus brunneus, 3769 nucleotides long. It is a transcript of the gene dre4, whose product is annotated as FACT complex subunit spt16. Gene Ontology annotation, molecular function: nucleosome binding. Gene Ontology annotation, cellular component: FACT complex. The transcript is spliced from 18 exons. Bases 152 to 3529 code for a protein of 1125 amino acids. Gene Ontology annotation, biological process: positive regulation of transcription elongation by RNA polymerase II; transcription elongation by RNA polymerase II. The record is from RefSeq and is a predicted model, not a curated record. Lineage: Eukaryota; Metazoa; Arthropoda; Insecta; Hymenoptera; Formicidae.